This is a messenger RNA of Nematostella vectensis (starlet sea anemone), 2181 nucleotides long. Its product is annotated as ETS-related transcription factor Elf-4. Gene Ontology annotation, cellular component: nucleus. Gene Ontology annotation, molecular function: sequence-specific DNA binding; DNA-binding transcription factor activity, RNA polymerase II-specific. Gene Ontology annotation, biological process: regulation of transcription by RNA polymerase II; cell differentiation. The record is from RefSeq and is a predicted model, not a curated record. Bases 263 to 1168 code for a protein of 301 amino acids. The transcript is spliced from 9 exons. NCBI's taxonomy places the organism in Eukaryota, Metazoa, Cnidaria, Anthozoa, Actiniaria, Edwardsiidae.
GAACACUGCCCUAAAUUUUAACUUGAGAUCAUAUAUUCUUGCUUAGAAAUGCUUGUCCAGGCACAUUAAACUACAAAAAGCUUGUGUCUUAUUCCCGGGGUGUAACGCUUGAAUAUUCUUGCUCGGAAGGGAAGAUAACCUAGCUGCUUACGCGAGGUGAAGAAGGCUUCGGUGCGUUUCAAGUUCGUCUGAAGAAAAACAAAACAAAGCUACCCCAAACUUUGCAAAUUCAGCCUCUAGGCUAGAAAAACAGUACCAGAGCAUGGAAAAAUUGAAGUUGGAAAAAUCUGAGGCCGAAACACCAGUACUUAGUAGCCAGUUACUUGAGGAGUGGCUUUCCAUGCCAAUGACAGAAACCAGGAUAGCUACUGCAGCCCCUAUUAUCGCCACCACAAUAACACUAGAGGCAAUACAGAAUGUCCUAUAUGCUAGUGGCUACCCAAUAGAAGCUAAAAAUAUAGACACAGAUUUUGGACCGUUUGAUGAUACACAGUUUGAUGUGGUUGUGGAUGUGGAGACAUCCUCACAAGAAGAAAACACGAAAAAUGGUUUUUCCAAAGAGUUUUUUAAUCAGUGUGAAGACUCGCUACCAGACUGCUCUGACAUCUCUGAACUAUCAGAAGAUGAUGUUCUCAGUAUUUUGAAUGUCUCAGAUCAAGCUUUGUCUUCAGACAGUGAGAUGGAUUUUAGUUGUGACUCAGGCAUUGAAGCAGAAAUGGAGGAUAUGCAAGAGAGUCCAAAGAAAGCAGAACCCAAGCAUUUAAAAGAUGCAGACUACAAGGAUAAGGAUAAGAAUAGUUGUAAUGAAUGUGGUUCAGAACUGUCAAAAAGUACACAAAAGAAAAAGAUAAAGGCAAAGGAAGGUCAAGCUGGGUCAAUAGAUGGUUGUCAGUACCUUUGGGAAUUCCUGCACUACCUGGUCACUGACAAGAAAUAUGAGAAGUACAUAGCAUGGCAAAAUCCCCAAAAAGGGGUAUUUCGUAUGGUGGAUCACAACGGUGUUGCCAAACUCUGGGGCAAGCACAAGAAGCGUAAGAACAUGACAUAUGACAAGCUCAGCCGGGCUCUAAGAUACUAUUAUAGCAAAGAUAUUUUAGCCAAAGUUAGUGGCCAGAGACUCACGUAUAAGUUCUGUAAGACACCAAGUGGGAGGCCAUACCCAUCUUGAUGUAUUUCCAGGAAUAAAGAUUAUUAUUUUUGUAAAUAAUGUUUAUACCAAGUACAAUUUAAUUGUAUCAAAUUUUUGUUUGCAGCCUUUGUUGCCAAAGGAUUUUAGAAAAAUUGUAAAUACAAGUUAUUAGAGUGUGCUUAAACCUUUAUUGUCAACUACCCUACAGGGGCUGAGCCAGUAUUUCUUUUUAUAAAAGGAGGCCCAAAAGGUGUUUUAUAAGACUUUUUCUUCAGUAUUUUGAAUUGUUUCCCAUACAUUUACAGUAUUUUUUGGCUGCAAGAGGGCCCUCUUCCCUGGCUUUGCCCUCACUAACUACAACCUUAAAAAUAUGUUUAUCACUCUUUAUCCAUUUUUUAAGGUUUUGAAUUUAUCCGUACACAAUAUUUUGUAGUAGAAAUCCUGAAAUGUUGUCAGGAAAUCAACUAAUAAAAAAAAUCCAGGAUAUACGUUUCUAAUAGGGUCUUACUUCCCCAAGGGACUGCCAGAAAAAUCCACAGCAUACGAAGACAAAAAACCUGUGUACUCAGCUUAUUAUUUGGAUUUCAGUAAAUUUACAGUUUGCAAAUCAACAUACUAUUAGUAGAGUGAGACAUAGAUAUAGCAAUCCAUGAUAUAAUGAUAUCUCAGUAUAAUAAUAAUCUCGGUAUAGUUAUCAAGUCCUGACAACAGUAAAAUACAGUAUAUGGGAAAUAAUAUUGCAUUUUUCUAUUGUUUUCCCAUCUAUUCUUAUACUGUAUCAAGGUUUUGCUGUACUUUCAGAAUCAGGGUGAAAAUUUGCACUUGAUUCAAGGAAAAGAGAUAAUUUAUAUCACACUCAAGACAGAUGGUGUAAUAAAAAAAACAUCAGAGGACAGAGAGUAAAGGCUUAUAGUAAAAUGUUGACAUAACAAUACACUUUUACAGAGCUUUCAAUAAUUUCAGUACCUAAAAAGAAAUGUUUGUUUACUUAGACCACAAAUAACUCAAUUUAACUGUAAUGGAAUAAAAUGCAAAAAAAAAAAAAAAAAAAA